GGAUGCAGCAGAACUGAACUUCGUGGACCAGGAUCUUCCAGCAUGAGGAGCAGAGCCGGUUUCCUCGGCCUCAUCGCAGCCGCCUGCUUCUGCGGCGUCGCUGCUCAGAGCUCAGAGUGUGAAAACGCCACGGUGGCCGACAUCGUCUUCCUGGUCGACGGCUCCGACAGCAUCGGCGCCGAGAACUUUGGGGAAGUCCGAACUUUCCUCCGCAACAUCAUCCAGGGCCUGGACAUCGGCGCCAAGAAGGUCCAGAUCGGCCUGGCGCAGUACGGCUACGAGACGCACCCGGAGUUCCUGCUGAGGAGCCACCCGGACAGGAAGUCCCUGCUGGCGGCGGUGGAGCAGCUGCCCUACCGCGGCGGCGGGACGCAGACGGGGAAGGCGCUGAACUUCCUGCGGGAGGAAUACUUCACGGCCGUCGCCGGCAGCCGGGUCGGCCAGCGGGUGCCCCAGAUCGCCGUGGUGCUGACGGAUGGGGAGUCCCUGGACGAGGUGGAGACCGCCGCGCUGCUCCUGCGGCGGCACGGCGUCACCAUGUUCGGCGUGGGCGUGGGCGAGUACAACCGGACGCAGCUGCGCUCCAUCGCCAGCUGGCCCCACGAGCAGUUCCUCUACACCAUGGAGAACUUCCAGGCCCUGCAGGCCAUGGCGGGAACGCUGCUGGAGAACGUGUGCAGCUCCAUGGAGGGCCAGAGACAAGCGCUGGCCGACCCGUUUGCAGACACCUUCUUCCUGGUGGACAGCGGUUUGUCGCCUCGACAGUUCGCCCAGUUCCGGAGCGAGCUCCAAAAGCUGAUCGGCCAGAUGGAUUCGGUGGGCCGGUCCGGCUACCGCUUCGGCUUGGCCCAGUACGGGGAACGGGUCAAGGUGGACUUCCGCCUGGACUCCCACGACACCAAAGCGCAGGUCAUGAAGGCCGUGAAGGGUUUCCGGCUGGACUCGGAGUCCAAGCAGCCGUCCAACCUGGGCGCCGCUCUGGAGUUCGCCGCCCGGAACUUCUUCGGGCCGGAGGUCGGCGGCCGCGCGCACCGGGGGGCCCGGCAGUUCCUGUACGUGGUUCUGGGGAAGGAGUCGGACGAUUCGGUGUUCUGGGCGGCCAAAGAUGUCCUGGCAACGGGAGUGGAGCUGGGCCGGUUUGGACCAAGGGGACCGGCGGGGCCGGGGGGGCCGGGGGGGCCGGGGGGACCGGGACUGCCGGGAAUACUGGAGGAUAUCCUUGCCUACCAAAUAGACGCACAUGUCAAAGACAAGCGUCUGUUUCACGACUUCAAAAUAAGCAAACUGCUGAACGUCAGUACCAGCGUUCAGACGGACACGGUGGGGGCGUUUGACACGAUGAAGACGAUGGAUCCGAUGGUCGCUGAAGAUUGCAAAGGCGCCAACGUGGCAGACGUGGUGUUCAUCGUGGACGAGUCCGGCAGCAUUCAGAGCAGCAACUUCCAGCUGAUCCGUAACUUCCUGGAGUCGGUGGUGACGAGCCUGGACGUGGGUCUGAACCGGGUCAGGGUGGGCAUCGUGACCUACAGCACCACGCCCGUGGCCCGGCUCCACCUCGACUCCGUCAAGUACAAGAGCGACAUCCUGAACUUCAUCCGGACCCUCCCGUACCGGCGGGGCGGCACCAGAACCGGGGCCGCCCUGGACUUCGCCCUGGAGCAGGUCAUCAACAGGAAGGGCGGCAGGAAGGGCGUCCAGAAAGUGGCCGUCGUCAUCACGGACGGGAAGUCCGAGGACGCCGUGAGCGAUAAAGCCAGCGCUCUGCGGCGCGCCGGCGUCACCGUCUACGCCAUCGGCAUCAAGGACGCCAACAGGACGGAGAUGGUGGAGAUGGCGUCGGAGCCGUCGUCCCGGUACGUGUUCGGCCUGGACGACUUCGUCCAGCUGAAGCCGCUGGUGCACGACCUGCAGAAGAGUCUCUGCACCGUCAUCAUCGACGGAGCCGUCCCCGACACCGACGUCAAGGAAGCAUGCACCCAGAAAGACGAGUCCGACAUCUUCUUCCUGAUCGACGACUCGGGGAGCAUCGGAAACGCCGACUUCGACGACAUGAAGGCUUUCAUCAACGCCUUCAUCCGCAUGUUCCGCGUGGGGCCGCACCACGUCCGCCUGGGCCUGGCCAAGUACUCGGACUCCCCGACGCUGGAGUUCGACCUGACCAAGUUCUCCAGCGCUAGCGAGAUGGAGACGGCGGUGAACGGCACGGAGCACAAGGGCGGGGGCACCAACACGGGCCGGGCGCUGGCGUUCAUGGAGCAGCACUUCCAGCGCGCGGCGGCGGCGCGGCGCGUCCCCGCGUACCUGAUCGUCAUCACGGACGGGGAGUCCCAGGACAAGGUGAAGGCCCCGGCCGCGACGCUGCGGCGGCAGGGCAUCGACAUCCUGGCCAUCGGCGUCAAGGCCUCCAACCGCACGCAGCUGCUGGAGAUCGCCGGCAACGCCAGCAAGGUCUUCUCCGUCAACAACUUCGACGGACUCAAGCACAAACUCGACGACCUUUUCAGGGAAAUCUGCGCUCCGGAGGUCUGCAAGGACGUCCCCAGCGACAUCAUCUUCCUGACCGACAGCUCCGAGAGAAUCUCCGAGAAAGAUUACGUGAAGAUGAAAGCGUUCAUGAAAUCCGUCAUCGGCAAGUCGGUGGUGGGUUUGGACAACGUGCACGUGGGAGUGAUGCAGUUCAGCACCGACCCGCACCUGGAGUUCCCUCUGGGCCGGCACCGCUCCAAGCAGGAGAUGUUCGGAGCCAUCGACCGCAUGGAGCGGAUGAACGGACGCACCUUCACCGGGAAAGGCCUGGCCGCCGCGGCGCCGCUCUUCGACGCCGGCGCGGGGGGCCGGCCGGCGCUGAGCCAGAUCCUGGUGGUGCUGACGUACGGCAAGGCCGAGGAUCGGGUCAAGGGCCCGGCCGACGCCCUGAGGGCCAAAGGAGUGACGGUUUACACCGUCGGGGUGUUCGACGCCAACCAGGCCCAGCUGCUGGAGAUCGGCGGAUCGCUGAGCAACGUCUUCAACCGGGAGAACGUGGACGCGCUGGAGGAUCUGGACAGCACGCUGGCCCUGAAGUUCUGUGACCCGCAAAGAGACUGUAAGAAGUCGGACAAAGCCGACAUCAUCUUCCUGGUGGACGGAUCCAGCAGCAUCAGUGAUGAAGAGUUCCAGAGCAUGCAGACGUUCAUGAGCUCGGUGGUGAACCGGACCACGGUGGGCCCGGACGAGACCCGCUUUGGGGUCAUCCUCUACUCCACCGAGGUUGCGCUGCAGUUCCAGCUGGACCAGUUCAAGUCCCGGGGCGAGGUCCUGCAGGCGGUGCAGGGGCUGAAGGCUCCGACCGGAGACACCUACACCUCCAAGGCCCUCAAGUUCUCCCUGAAGUUCUUCGACAAGGCGCAGGGCGGGCGGCGGCAGCUCAAGGUGCCCCAGAUCCUCAUGGUGGUGACGGACGGCGACGCCACCGACCACCACGGCCUGAAGGCGGCGUCGGACGCGCUGCGGGGCAACGACGUCAGCGUGUUCAGCAUCGGCGUGAAGGACGCCAUCCUGGAGCAGCUGGAGACGAUGGCCGGGGGGGACACGUCCAAGGUCUUCCAGGUGGACAGCUUCAAGGAGCUGGAGACGCUGUACCAGAACAUGUCCCUGGAGGUCUGCAACACCACCAAACCAGACUGCAUCCAGACGGACCUGGUGUUCCUGCUGGACUUCUCCGGCAGCAUCGACCAGACGGAGCACCAGAUCAUGGUGAACUUCACGGCCGACGUGGUGGCCAGCCUCCCGUUGGGGGACAAGUUUGUCCGCGUGGGCCUGGCGCAGUUCAGCGACCGCUUCCAGCACGAGUUCCACCUGAACACCUACGACUCUCCGGAGAAGCUGGACCGGCACAUCCGCGGGGCGAGCUACGCGGGCGGGAACACCUUCCUGGGGGCGGCGCUGAAACAGAUCCGCGGCUACCUCCUCCCGGCGGCCGGCGCCCGCGGCGGCACGCCCAAGACGCUGGUGGUGGUCAGCGACGGAGACUCCCACGACGACGUGGAGGACGCGGCGGACGAGCUGCGGGCGGCCGGCGUGAACGUGCUGGCUGUCGGCGUGGGCGACGUCUACGACCUGCAGCUGCUGCAGAUCACCGGCACGCCGGAGAAACUCUUCACCGUCAAGAACUUCAGGGAGCUGGCCGGCAUCAAGGGCAAGCUGGUGGAGGACGUGUGCAAGGAGCCGGCCGGGCGGCCCUAUGACUGCCAGGUGGACGUGGCCGUGGCCUUCGACGUGUCCCGGCUGGGCGUCCCCGGCGAGACGCUGCGCCGCCACGUCCCGGUCCUGGGGGACGUGGUCCGGUACGUGUCCUCUCCGGACGGACUCUGCUGCACGGCCAUGGACCCGGUCGGCAUCGGCUUCUACGGCCUGGACGGGUCCGGCCGGUCCGUGUUCGACGCCAGCUUUGAGCCCUACGACCCACACCUGGUCCAGAAGGUCCUGGGGACGCCCUGGACCCGGUCCACGUCCUUCAACUCCUCCCUGAUCCGGUUCCUGGGGGACGAGUUCAGGACCAAGUCUCAAGCUAGAGUCAAGGUGCUGCUGAUUUUCUCCGACGGGCUGGACGAGGACGUGAUGGUGUUGGAGCAGGAGACGGAGCUGCUGCGGCAGUCUGGCGUCAGUGCUCUCCUCACGGUGGCGCUGGAGGGCUCCGACCCCCGCCAGCUUCUCUCCGUGGAGUUCGGCCGGCGCUUCGGCUACAAGGAUUCUCUCUCCAUCAGCACGCCGGGAAUCAGCAGCCGCAUCCUGCAGCAGAUCAGCUCCGUGGCUGAACGUGUUUGCUGCAACGUCAUGUGCAAAUGUUCUGGAUACGAAGGGAAUCCCGGUGGUCGUGGUGGACCCGGAACCAAGGGUCCGUUUGGACUGGACGGCCGGCCCGGGUUCCCUGGAGACGAAGGCGUCCCUGGCGACCGAGGUUCUCCGGGACCGUCUGGACCUCCAGGCCUGGAGGGAUGUUCUGGUACCAGAGGACAGAAGGGAUCCCGAGGUUUCUCCGGCGAGAGGGGAGAAGACGGACCGGACGGGCUGGACGGGGUGGACGGAGAACAGGGAGAGACGGGUCGCCACGGCGUUCGGGGGGAGCGAGGACCAGCCGGUAGACCGGGAAUCCCCGGGAUCAGAGGGGAGGACGGACACGCAGGAGGACGAGGACUCAGAGGAGAUCCGGGGGAACCCGGAACCGCCAACACCAGCCCUGGACCCAAGGGAGAACCGGGGAACCCGGGCUUCAUGGGAGAGGCUGGAGAGGACGGGAAGGAGGGCGGACCCGGAGAACUGGGAGACCAGGGUCUGGACGGGAGACGAGGACCCACCGGAGAUCAGGGGAAACCUGGAGGUCCUGGAUCUCCAGGACCAGCGGGAGUCCCGGGGGCUGCUGGUGCUCAGGGACCGAGAGGACCCGACGGGGAACCCGGACCGAGGGGAGUGCCCGGUUUCUCUGGACUGCAGGGUCAACCAGGAAAAGUUGGAGACCCGGGAAAACCUGGAGGUCGUGGCGCCAACGGACCCAAGGGCCAGCCAGGAGAGCCGGGCGUGAGGGGAUCCCGGGGACCACCAGGACUACGAGGACUGCCGGGCGACGAUGGCUCCGACGGUUUUGGACCAAAGGGGCCUAAAGGUGCCAAGGGAGAUCCGGGUUUCCUGGGGCGUCCCGGUCCACGGGGUGAAGAAGGUCCGGCGGGAACCAAAGGAUACCCGGGAAAAAGAGGGAACCCGGGUCGAGGGGGAAACUCGGGCCGGUCUGGGGAACCCGGGGUGCCUGGAGAACCAGGAUUCCCGGGACACGUGGGGUUCAAAGGUCCUCCCGGCAGCAGAAACACCAGCGAGUGCCAGCUGAUCUCCUUCAUCAGGGACAACUGCGGUGAGCCGCCGCCGCGCUUCUCACGGCUUCUCAAAACCGCCAGAAACACCAGCAGCUCCAGAUCAGAACCAGUUCCAGAUCAGAACCUCCCACGUUCAGAAACACCAGCAGGUCCAGAUCAGGUCCAGAUCAGAACCUCCCACGUUUACUUUGGGGCCUCCUGUUCCCAGGGUCCGUCGGCGUGCCCUGCCUACCCCACCGAGCUGGUCUUUGGUCUGGACAUGUCCAGCGACGUGACUCCGUCCGGGUUCGAGCGUCAGCGCACCGCGCUCCUCGCCCUGCUGGACGACAUCACCGUCGCCGAGAGCAACUGCCCGACCGGCGCCCGCGUCGCCGUGGUGAUGUUCAACACACACGCCCAGUACCUGAUCCGGUUCCAGGAGCACCGGCGCAAGGCGGAGCUGGUCCGGGCCGUGCGGGGCGUCACCCUGGAGCAGACCAGGAAGCAGCGCCGCCUCGGCGCCGCCAUGCGCUUCGUGGGCCGGAACAUGUUCAAGCGGGUCCGGGCCGGGAUGCGGGUCCGGAAGGUGGCCGUGUUCUUCUCCGGCGGGCCGUCCGAGGACACGGAAGACAUCCUGGCCGCCACCAUGGAGUACCGGGCCCUGGACAUCGUCCCGGCCGUUGUCUCUCUGGAGAAAGCUGCCAAGGUCCGGCAGGCGCUGGAGGCCGACGACUCGGGGAACGCCAUCUUCACGGUUCUGGAGGGGAAGAAGAAACUGGCCGUGGAACUGAGGAAGGUCAAGAACUGCGCAGUGUGUUACGACCCCUGCUCGCGCCCGGAGGAGUGCUCCUUCAUCCAGAAGGUGGAGCAGCCCCAGCAGGUGGACCUGGACCUGGUCCUGGUCCUGGACGGGUCCAGGGAGGUCCAGGCGGACGAGUACGCCGGCACGCAGCAGCUGCUGGGGUCGGUGGUGGAGCGGCUGGCCGUCGGCCCCUUGAGCAGCCGGCCGGGGAACCGGGCCCGGGUGGCGGCGGUCCAGCAGGGCUCGGGCCAGACCACCAAGCUGGAGUUCAACCUGCAGAGGUACCAGAGGCAGGAGCAGGUGAGGGAGCACCUGCUGGGGAACACGCGGCAGCAGGGCGGCGCCGCGGCGCUGGGCCGGACGCUGGACUUCGCCCUGAAGGAGGUGCUGCUGAAGGCCGGCGGGCCGCCGCGCCGCAGGAAGGCCAUGCUAGCCGUGGUGGGCGCCGAGACGGCCUACGGGGACCGGGCCCGGCUGCGCUACGUCUCCCAGAAGGCUAAGUGCGACGGCGUGGCCAUGUUCGUGGUGACGGUGGGCGACCGCUACAACCGGACGCAGGUGGAGGAGCUGGCCAGUCCGCCGGUGCAGCAGCACCUGGUGCACCUGGGCCGGCUGAGGGCGGAGGAGCAGGGCUACGCCCACCGCUUCUUCAGGGUCUUCCUCUCCGCCCUGCAGAAGGGAAUGAACUCGUAUCCUCCACCCGCCCUGAAGGCCGACUGCAGCCGCCUGACGGAGCCGGACAAUGUCGUCACCUUCACGCCUCCACCACAAGGGUAG
Molecule: messenger RNA, 7404 nt
Organism: Cololabis saira (Pacific saury)
Lineage: Eukaryota; Metazoa; Chordata; Actinopteri; Beloniformes; Belonidae
Product: collagen alpha-6(VI) chain-like
Exons: 40
Coding region: 43-7404 (2453 amino acids)
Source: RefSeq, a predicted model, not a curated record